Messenger RNA from Dentiscutata heterogama, 2711 nucleotides. Lineage: Eukaryota; Fungi; Glomeromycota; Glomeromycetes; Diversisporales; Gigasporaceae. The record is from the annotation of a GenBank genome assembly.
AUGUCACGCCAUCGAAAUAUCAGAAAACUCAAUGUUGCAGAAAUUUUUGAGGAAGAGUACGAAUACGAAGAGGAAUAUGGAGGUGAAAAUUUUGAAAUGACAUUAAAGCAUAAAAAACAAAUGGAAGAAGGAAAGAUAAAGGUUAAAAGCGUAAUAGGACAAGUGGAAGGUGUCACCGAUAAAGAUAUUGAAGAUACAUUAUGGUAUUACUAUUUCGACACCGAAAAAACUAUAAACUGGCUAUUAGAUAAAGUUCAUAAGGCUCAAUCACGAAAACAAAAGCAAUCUCAAAAGCAGGCUCCUUCAAAUAACUCACAAGAAAACAAAGAUCCCAAUAUUAAUAUGAACAAUUCAUUGUUGAAAGAUGGAUAUCUUUGUCCUACGACUCCCCGAACAAAAACACCAAUUUUUAGGUGUUCACAGCCAGUAAUUGAUUCAUUGUCAAAAAACAGUAAAAUAAUAAGCUGUAUCACUCUGUGGGAUAUUUGGUCAGGACAUAAUGUCAACUGGAGGCGUCUUUUGAACAACACAAAAUCGUCCGUAGAAACCCCCAUUUUCGCAUUAAAUCAAAAUUGUUUUGCUCGUGGCGGAUUAUUAGGUGGCGCUGAUUCAGAAAACCCGAAUUCCCAAACUAGACUUUCAUCUAUAAGAUCUACAUCUGCAUCUUUGGUUUCUUUAUCAGAUUUGUCUUCAAAUUCUCGAUCGAGCGUCAAACAAUCUCAAAAAUCAUCAUUAUCUGCUUUGGCUGCAAAUUCACUACAAAAGAAAGAUUCAGAAUCACUUACAAAGUCGGUUCUGUCCUCAAAUUCUGGACAACAAAGUCAAGGAUUAUCUUUGUCAUCAUUGGCACAAGAAUCUUUAUCACGUUCAACCGGUCGAAUUUCAUUGACAAAACUCGUGCCAAGCAAAAGCAAGACAACUCAUUCAUCACAAUCGACAAAUCUAAAUACUAGAAUAUCUCAAAAAUUAAUCUCAUCUGAUUUAAAUUUCUCAAAGACGAGAUUGUCGACAACAUCGCCAAACCUCUCUGAUUCAACGCAUCCACUGGAGCAGUCGUCAUCCAAUUUAGAUUCUAAUGCAUCAAUUUCAUUUAAUUCGAAUCAUACGGAACACAGUUUUUUGAAAUCUAGUUUUGGAUCUCAGCCUUUAAACUUUCAGAAGGACACAAUACCACAUUUUCCGACAACAGAUAGCGUGAAUACCUUGCAGAUCCAAGCUCCAUCGAACCCUCUUAUUGCGCCUCCAUCCAUAUUCGCUAUUGCAAUGUUUGCAAAACUACAAGAUGUGCAGUUACCUUCUAACGACCUUUUUACAUUUGAACUUUACGCAACAGGGUCAAGUAAUCAAGAAGGUUUUGCAUUUGAUAAACCAAGUCCGGAUGAUAUUGUUUUAAAUGCUCAGAGCAAAAAAGCUUCUAGUGCUUCAAAAAGCAAACAAAUAGCUACAAAACCAUCCCCGUUGUUACCACCAGUGCAUGCAAUGAAUAAUGGAACAAAAAAAAGUAUAGAUGCAUCAAUUAAAAAGAGCGAUGAUGAUAUUGAAAUUUUAGAGGAAGAAUAUAAAGAAGAUGAGCAAUUGAAAUUUGAUAUCGGUGCACUUUCUUUGAAUUCCGAAGCAGAGUCAACAAAAAUUUCAUUUAACAAUAUCACAACACCUAUUAAAGAAUCUGAAAAUCAAGGAGCAGUAUCUCCUCAGUUAUUGUCAAAUGAGCAAAAAAUUCCAACAAAGGCAAACAUAAAGUCUUCAAAACGUAUUGAUGUCAUUGAAGAAUAUAAAAAGCGUGAUGCUGAAAAGUUUCCAUUAAAUUUAGUGGUGAUCGGGCAUGUUGAUGCUGGAAAAAGCACUCUUAUGGGACACUUGUUGUAUUUACUCGGUGAGGUUAAUGAGAAAGCUAUGAAACAAUAUGAAAGAGAUUCUUCAAAAAUUGGAAAAUCAUCUUUCGCUUACGCGUGGGUUCUUGACGAAACUGGCGAAGAACGAAACAGAGGCAUUACAAUGGAUAUUGCUAUUAGAAAAUUCGAAACAAAAAAUCGCCGGUUUACUUUAUUAGACGCUCCUGGCCAUAGGGACUUCAUUCCUAAUAUGAUUUCAGGAGCUUCACAAGCUGAUGUUGCUAUCCUCGUGGCUGAUGCUACAGUUGGAGAAUUUGAAUCUGGUUUCGAAGCAAAUGGUCAAACUAAAGAGCAUGCAUUAUUAAUUAGAAGUUUAGGUGUCCAGCAACUAGUUGUUGCUGUAAAUAAAUUAGACACUGUAGAAUGGUCAAAAGCUCGAUAUGAUGAAAUAGUAGAAAAGUUGGGGGCCUUUUUAAGCCAGGCUGGCUUUAGAAAAGAUAAAAUCGCAUAUAUACCAUGCAGCGGAUUGAUAGGGGAAAACAUUAUCCGCAGAUCACCAGGUAUUUUAAAUUGGUAUAGCGGAGAGACUUUAGUUCAGCAAAUAGACAAGUUUGAACCACCUACACGUCUUCUGGAAAAACCAUUUCGUCUUUCCGUGUCUGACUUUUUUAAGGGAGGCAUAGGAAAUAUUGCAGGUGUUACUGUUGCUGGUAGAAUAGAAAGUGGCACAAUACAAGUUGGGGAAGAAAUUAUAGUAAUCCCCGGCGGAGAGAGUGGCGUAGUCAAAUCUUUGAUAGUUAAUGAAGAGUCGUCUAAGUGGGCAGCAGCUGGGGAUUCUGUGAUGUUGACUUUGACAGACCUUGAUAUUCUGCAACUUAA